ACAGCCCCGCUCUUCCCAGCCGGCUGCUUUGCAGUGCCCGGGCCACGGCGGCGGCCGUGGGAGCAGAGGUGGGACAGAUGCGAGCAUCACGGCAGUGGGCGCACUGAGGUUGGGGACGGAGCUGCGCGGGAGCUACCCACAUUCUAGAGGUGGAGCGACCCCAUUACGCUAAAGAUGAAAGGCUGGGGUUGGCUGGCCCUACUUUUGGGGGUGCUGCUGGGAACUGCUUGGGCUCGAAGGAGCCAGGAUCUACACUGUGGAGCUUGCAGGGCUCUGGUGGAUGAACUAGAGUGGGAAAUUGCCCGGGUGGACCCCAAGAAGACCAUUCAGAUGGGAUCCUUCCGAAUCAAUCCAGAUGGCAGCCAGUCAGUUGUGGAGGUGCCUUACGCCCGCUCAGAGGCCCACCUCACGGAGUUGCUGGAGGAGGUGUGUGACCGCAUGAAGGAGUAUGGUGAACAGAUCGACCCUUCCACCCACCGCAAGAACUACGUGCGCGUCAUGGGCCGGAAUGGAGAAUCCAGCGAACAAGACUUACAGGGCAUCCGAAUUGAUUCAGAUAUCAGCGGCACCCUCAAGUUUGCGUGUGAGAGCAUUGUGGAGGAGUACGAGGACGAACUUAUUGAAUUCUUCUCAAGAGAGGCUGACAAUGUUAAAGAUAAACUUUGCAGUAAGCGAACAGACCUAUGUGACCAUGCCCUGCACAGCUCGCAUGAUGAGCUAUGAACACUGGAGCAAGCAGCCUAGACCAACGCGAUGAAAUACCCCCAGGAGGGGAAGAUGGUGGCAUUGCCUUUUAUAUUAUGUUUUUAUGGAAAUGAACUGAAAAAAAGUCUGAAACCAAAAGCACAAGC
Molecule: messenger RNA, 851 nt
Organism: Acomys russatus (golden spiny mouse)
Lineage: Eukaryota; Metazoa; Chordata; Mammalia; Rodentia; Muridae
Gene: Cnpy2
Product: canopy FGF signaling regulator 2
Exons: 6
Coding region: 175-723 (182 amino acids)
Cellular component (GO): endoplasmic reticulum
Source: RefSeq, a predicted model, not a curated record